Molecule: messenger RNA, 633 nt
Organism: Malaya genurostris
Lineage: Eukaryota; Metazoa; Arthropoda; Insecta; Diptera; Culicidae
Gene: Dnaaf6
Product: dynein axonemal assembly factor 6
Exons: 2
Coding region: 1-633 (210 amino acids)
Biological process (GO): axonemal dynein complex assembly
Cellular component (GO): cytoplasm
Molecular function (GO): protein-folding chaperone binding; dynein intermediate chain binding
Source: RefSeq, a predicted model, not a curated record
AUGUCAUUUCUGGAAGCUGAAAAUAUCAAGCAACUGAAAAAGCUUUUCUACUCGGGCAAUGAAAACAGUGAUUCUGAUGAUAACUAUGAUUUGGACUCACGUGCUACAUCUCAACAACUAGGACCGGGAGACAUAGGUGAAUCGCGCAUUCACAAAACAAAGAAAAACUCAAAUUGUGAUCCGGAUGAACACGUGAAAAGUUGUUCAUAUGCUCCGAUGGUAAACGCCAAUUCGAACCAACCCAACACAAUCGAAGAGUGGGAGCAGCUACAGGAGCAAGAAUGUGAUACGUUUCUUGAAUCUCGUUCUCGGCCGGAAUAUAAAAUCACCUACAAACAAACCGUUGGCACAGAGGAUCUGUAUCUGCACAUGAGUGGCAAAACUCCUAGUACGGCCAGCUGCGAGAAUAUGCUUAUUGACAUCUUCCUCAUCGACGAAACGGUUGGCAUUCAUCAGAUGGAUUUGUCGUUCAAAGAGCAGCGACUUGUUCUUAAAACUCUCAAAUAUUUUCUGGAUCUACAAUUACCCCAUAAGGUUGACCACGAUAGUAGUAAUGCUGCUUGGCUUUCAGAAGAGAAAAUCCUUAGACUAACAUUGAAGAUGGAACGUGAGCUAGACUUCGUCAACUUUUGA